Sphenostylis stenocarpa is the source of this 1347-nucleotide messenger RNA. The record is from the annotation of a GenBank genome assembly. NCBI's taxonomy places the organism in Eukaryota, Viridiplantae, Streptophyta, Magnoliopsida, Fabales, Fabaceae.
AUGAAGGAGGAAAUUGAACAGGAUAAUUGGUGUGAACUGACACCUAUUUCAACGGCCAUAGUGACUUCAGAUGCAGAUGAAAGUGAUAUUGAGAUGAAUGUCACUGAAGUGGGGUCUGAAUGCUAUCAAGCAGUUAUGGAAAUUCCAAUUCCACUGUCAUUUAUGUUACUCUUUCUACUGAUUGUACCUUCAUGCAUUUGUUUUUCCCCACUUCAAGAUCCUGAACUAGUGGUUGAAGAUGUACAAAAGAGCAUUAAUGCCUCAAGGAGGAACUUGGCAUUUCUCUCUUGUGGGACGGGGAACCCCAUUGAUGAUUGUUGGAGGUGUGAUGCCAAUUGGGAAAAGAAUCGCAAGCAUUUAGCAGAUUGUUCCAUUGGGUUUGGUAAGCAGGCAAUUGGAGGGAGGGAUGGUAAGAUAUAUGUGGUGACUGACCCUGGUGAUCACCCUGUGAAUCCCAAGCCAGGAACACUUAGAUAUGGUGUGAUCCAAGAGGAACCACUGUGGAUCAUUUUCCAGCGUGACAUGGUGAUCAGGCUGAAGGAAGAGCUUAUGAUGAACUCUUUCAAGACAAUUGAUGGCAGAGGGGUAAGUGUGCACAUUGCUGGUGGCCCUUGCAUUACUAUACAGUAUGUGACCAACAUUAUCAUUCAUGGGAUUAACAUCCAUGACUGCAAACAAGGAGGGAAUGCCUAUGUGAGGGACUCCCCUUCACACUAUGGAUGGAGGACUCUCUCAGAUGGUGAUGGCAUCUCCAUCUUUGGAGGGAGUCAUGUUUGGGUGGAUCACUGCUCUCUCUCCAAUUGCCGUGAUGGCCUAAUUGAUGCUAUCCAUGGAUCCACUGCCAUUACCAUAUCCAACAAUUACAUGACCCACCAUAACAAGGUCAUGCUUUUGGGCCACAGUGAUACUUUCACUAGGGACAAGAUCAUGCAAGUCACCAUUGCUUUUAACCACUUUGGAGAAGGGCUAGUACAGAGAAUGCCAAGAUGUAGGUAUGGAUACUUCCAUGUGGUGAACAAUGAUUACACCCAAUGGAAAAUGUAUGCCAUAGGGGGGAGUGCUGCCCCAACUAUCAAUAGCCAAGGGAAUAGAUUUCUUGCUCCUAAUGACAAUACCUUCAAAGAGGUGACAAAGAGGGAGAAUUCAGCACAGAGCAAAUGGAAGAACUGGAAUUGGAGGUCAACGGGAGAUUUGAUGUUAAACGGUGCAUUUUUCACUGCAUCAGGAGCAGGUGCAUCUUCAAGCUAUGCAAGAGCAUCUAGUUUGUCAGCAAAACCAUCUUCGCUUGUCAGUUCUAUAACGGCAUCAGCUGGAUCACUUCGAUGCAGAAAGGGUUCACGUUGCUGA